Messenger RNA from Malurus melanocephalus (red-backed fairy wren), 1564 nucleotides. It is a transcript of the gene WSB2, whose product is annotated as WD repeat and SOCS box containing 2. NCBI's taxonomy places the organism in Eukaryota, Metazoa, Chordata, Aves, Passeriformes, Maluridae. The record is from RefSeq and is a predicted model, not a curated record. Gene Ontology annotation, molecular function: protein binding. Bases 1 to 1122 code for a protein of 373 amino acids. The transcript is spliced from 8 exons. Gene Ontology annotation, biological process: intracellular signal transduction.
AUGGCGGAUGUCCCCGUGUCCGUGCUGGACCCCGGUGCCGGUCACUGCCCGUCCCGGGCCCGGCGGGCGGGGGGAGGCGCCGCUUCUUCCUCAGGCAGCUGCAAAACCUCGGAGCGCAAGAGCCGGGGCGGCAAAGCGGACACCAGGAACCGUGGGGCAGCCAAGGAGAAGACUCUGGAGUGYGGGCAGAUCGUGUGGGGCCUGGCCUUCAGCGCCUGGCCGGCCGCUGAGGAUGGUGACACCGAUCCCACCUGUGCCCUGGGGCUCCCCUGCCUGGUCCUGGCCACCGGGCUCAACGAUGGGCAGAUCAAGGUGUGGGAGGUGCAGACAGGGCACCUCCUCUUCAGCCUCUUGGGCCACCAGGAUGUGGUCAGAGACCUGAGCUUCGCUCCCAAUGGAAGCCCCAUCCUCGUAUCGGCCUCGCGGGACAAGACCUUGCGUGUGUGGGACCUGAGCAGGGACGGGCGGCAGGUCCAGGUGCUGGCAGGCCACGUGCAGUGGGUUUAUUGCUGCUCCAUCUCCCCCGACUGCAGCAUGCUCUGCUCCGCCGCCGGGGAGAAAUCGGCACUGCUGUGGAGCAUGAGAUCCUACACGCUGAUCCGGAGGCUGGAGGGCCACCAGAGCAGCGUGGUGUCCUGUGACUUCUCGCCGGACUCGGCGCUCCUCGUCACCGCCUCCUACGACGCCUGUGUCAUCAUGUGGGAUCCCUACACUGGGGAGCAGCUCAGGACGCUGCGCCACGUCCCGCUGCACUCCACACUGGACUCCAGCAGUGAGAUCCACACCAGCUCCCUGCGCUCUGUCUGCUUCUCCCCCGAGGGGCUCUACCUGGCCACGGUGGCAGAUGACAGGCUCCUGAGGAUCUGGGCCUUGGAGCUUCGUUCUCCCGUGGCCUUUGCCCCCAUGACCAACGGGCUGUGCUGCAUGUACUUCCCCCAYGGAGGGUUCAUCGCCACGGGGACCAGGGACGGCCACGUACAGUUCUGGACAGCCCCUAGGGUCCUGUCGUCGCUCAAGCACUUGUGCCGUAAAGCCCUGCGCACCUUCCUCACCACCUACCAGGUGCUGGCGCUGCCCAUCCCCAGGAAGCUGAAGGAAUUCCUCACUUACMGGACUUUUUAAGGUGGCAGGGACAGCGGAGGCACGGAGGGGAGCCCGGGGCUCGGGCCGGGCCGGCGGCGCCGCGGGAAUGCCGAGCCGUGAGCCGGGAGUGCUGCUGCUGCCGCUCCCGUGGUUUUGGGGCUUUUUUAGGUGUCAUAAAACAAAACCCCAGCAAAAUCCUACGCAAGGGGCGAGGGGUGGUAGCCCUGCAGGGGAUGCAGGGGGGACACUCUGUCCUCUGCUGGCUGCAGGGGUUGGGUCAGGUGCUUCUGCUUCCGGCGGUGUGGGGUGACACUGGAAGCAGAGCUGCUGUCACCGGCACAGGUACAGGGCCAAGCCACCCCAAAACACCCAGCUGGGAACGUCCCUGCGGCCCGGCGCAGGUGGGAGCAGGGCGAGCCCGAGUAGGUCUCAAGAAAUAAAAAUCAAUUCCUCGUGAUUUCUCUCCCGGCUCGCUCAGGUG